Messenger RNA from Achroia grisella, 4462 nucleotides. RefSeq lists its product as uncharacterized. The record is from RefSeq and is a predicted model, not a curated record. NCBI's taxonomy places the organism in Eukaryota, Metazoa, Arthropoda, Insecta, Lepidoptera, Pyralidae. The transcript has 7 exons. Gene Ontology annotation, molecular function: protein kinase binding. Gene Ontology annotation, biological process: neuromuscular junction development; positive regulation of protein tyrosine kinase activity.
AUGAGUUGGAAGUCGAGGUGGGGCGUCGUAACGAAACUGUCACCGGCAGCAGACUGUCUCCACCUACAACUCUACCGGGAACCAAAGGACCGUUACAAAAAAGGACAGACAAAGGCUUCUCUCUCACUCCAACACUUCCUCGGCUUUGAAUCUGGCUUUACUUUAGACAAAGAAUCGAAUACUAUUGCCAUAAUAUGUCAAGACGUGACGGUGGUUUUGGCAUUUGAGACCAGGGAGAGGCUGAUUGCAUGGCAGGUGAAAGUUGGGGGGCAGUUGGGGUCCUCGAAGGAGUUCUUGGUGAUGAUCGGCAGUGGAGGAUCGAGGAAAUUGCCAGCUGGACCGGCCAGGCUACACCUUCAAGGGAGAAGAUUUGCAUUGACGAGUGGAGUUCCACCUCGCCUGCUGGGGCUGUGGGAACUGGCUCAUUUGAGACGCUAUGGUGUUGUGGAAGGAAGAUUUUGCUUCGAAGGUGGUUCUCAUUGCGGUAAAGGAGAAGGUCUCCAUAUGCUUAUUACGGAUCAAGCUCAAGACAUAACAGACUCAUUCGAUAUGGCUGCUCACGGCAAUUUUUCUUUACAACGCCCUGCUACUUCACGAAAAAGUACAGGUAUAUACAAGUUCAUAUUAUUCUUCAUGAAAUACUUAUGUAAUUGCCUAUUUACGAAACGUUAUUAAUUUUCAGGUACAGAAAAAAAUAAAUCACGUCCUAGUACUCGACUUUCCGAUUUGAACACUGCUGAUCAAUCAAUACCAGAUACGUCAAGUGGUUUGUAUGAAGAGAACUUCUUUGGAGAAGAUUGUGGCAGAGUAUCUCCAUACUGGCCCUCUGAUGAGAGGCGAGGUUACGAUGAGCCUGACAUAGAAACAAAUCCUAAACCAUUAUGGAGUGGAGCUGAUCAUGUCACUCUAGAACGUUGCACAAACUGCCUCACAAAGCUGGGCGCUAUAUCUCGUUCUUCUACAGUGGCUCUUACACCUGGAAACCAUUUCAAUCCAGCUUGGACUAUGGAAGCAGUUCCUGAAAGUAGUUCAGACAAUUCAUCAAAUAGCACAGAAUAUUUGACCCCAAAAGCAAUAAGAAAAACUUUAGAAGGAUAUCACUGUACAGAAAAAGCUCCGGAAAGACCUCCCAAACCAUCACGUUUGGACCAAAAGAAGCCUGUAAUGUCACCACUACCAUCAUCUCAGAAUUGUUCCUGUUCUAAAAAUGACAACGUAUAUAUAAAUAACCCAAAAGUUGGUCCUUAUGAAAAUUAUGAUGUUCCUAAAACUACGCACACUGAAAUCGACAACGCAGAAUAUUACGACACACCAAAAAGAAUACAACAAGCAUUGGCAGAUGAUCUUUUUCAAGUUACUAACAAUUCGAGUCCAGGUUCCUUAGUGCUGAAGAAAAAUUGUGGCUGUAUUUUAAAAUUUGGUUCAAGAAAAAAGCCAGUAGUAGUAGAAUGCGAUGAAAAUAUACAACCUGUAGAAUGUCCGUGUCAAAAAGUUACAAACUGGGCAAAUAAUUUAAUAAGUCUUCCUUAUUGUAAAAGAAAUACUAAUAGUGAAAUAAAUACAGAAAUAAUAAAUAGUCAGAAAACUGAUCAGACAGCUUUGUAUGCUACAGUUGAUGUUUCUAGAAAAACUAAUAGACAAAGUGGCUCAAUCGUAGAACAGGAUCAUAAAAAUUCUCAAGUUGAAGAAACCUUCACAAAUUACCAAAACAUAGAGCCUAAAGAAGAAAAGGAAUUUGAAGGUGCAUAUGCAAAUUAUGAAAAUCUUGAAUUUGCUUUAUCAUUAGAAUAUUAUGAAAAUGCAAAGGACUUAUUAAAGAAAGCUGGAGUAACACAAACUGAAUUAGAUGCACUGAGUGCAAAUAUAAAUGUUGCCACAAAUGUUUUGCCUAAAAAAUCACGGCAUUGUUCUAAGUGUGGUCAUUCACAAACAGGUUUACAUAAAUUACAAGAGGGUGUUAAAAUUAAAACUGAUGAAUAUUUACUCAUGGAACCGUCAUCGGAAAUGAAACGUGAUACUUGCAAUAAAGUUCUUAGUCUGAAUCCAGGUUAUACACCAAUGUUACCGAAUCCUAAUUGGUCCCAAAGUUUGAAACAUCCUUUAUAUAAAAUUAAUCACGUAGAAAAAGAAAAAUCACUGAGUAUACCUACAUUACAUGGCAGUUGUAGUAGAACAAAUAAUCAAAAUAUUGUAGCUAAUAAUAAUAGAGAAGCUAUGCAAAAACGAUCCAGCUCAGUAGAUUCCGCAAGGCUUCUAGAAGAUUUAAAAGAAAUGGAUAGUAGUAUUGGUAGCCACGCUACUUCUUCAUCACUAGAAACUUUGAGAAACUUAGCAUUAGAAAACAGAAGAUCUUCAUCUCCCUGCGAAAAUGACAGGGAAUGUUAUGAAUGUUGUAAGUCAUCGGGAUCAGAAAAUAAAACAUCGGAAGAAAAUAGUUCUAAAGAAGGACCUCAUUUGAGGAAUAAGCACAUGGAUAAUGCACAAAUUAAAAGAUCGUCUAGUGUUCCCUGCAAAUCAGGUGGAAAUAGAGACUCAUCGAGUUCCAAUGAUUCAGGAGUUUCUAGUUGUUCCUUAAAACAUGGCGGAGGUGAAUUUAAUGAAUUUGAAAUGCCUUUAACUUCAGGACAAUCUAGAUAUCAUUAUAUGAUACAUAAAAGAAUGAGAGGUAAUUUAUCUGGAUGUCUGCAUUCGUCAUUGCCCAGAAAGUCAAAGUCAUCAGAUCCUUUGAGGGACAUGUCCUUGCAAUUACAUAAAGCAAAUAUACCGGCUAAAUCGUCAUCUGCUGAGGCGGAAGUACCUGUGUUGCCACCAAAACAGUUGAAAGGCGUGGUGGAUACACAUAGUACAUCAAGUGGAACUUCCGAUAUGUCUGACUAUAUUGAAACAUUAUCAAUGACGUCAUCGCAUUCCUCAUCUGAUACUCCUACUGGCAUAAGACUGAAUCGUCAACCGACGAGCACGCUACGACCGCGAUCAGGUAAAGAGUACCACAACCUGGACCCGAUCCUGACAUCAAUGUACAAGAGCGGAAAAGAACUGGCUAAUUACACUAACUUACCUUAAUUGUAAUCUUAUCUUAGAUUUAUAUAAAUGAGAAUCUUAUAUCCUACGUACAGAUUAUUAAUACUGGGCACCUUAUUAUAAAUCUGUUCCUAAUUUUGAUCAAUGAAAGAAGACUAAUUACGUAAUUAAUAAUCAUGAAUGUAGUCCUGACUCUUAAACUAACACAAACUUUGUGUAAAAUGAAAUUUAUUUCAUACAAAGUUAAAUGUAGUAUAUAUAGGUUAGAACUAAGAAAUGAAAUAUAAACAAGAAACAGUGAAGAGGAAACAUCAGAAGAUAGAAAAAGAUGAAAUAAGAAGAGAAUAUUAAUCAGCAGUUGUUUUUAUAAAUACACUAAACAAAAUUAUGCUUUGUACGUUGAACUUAAUAUUAGUUUUUCUAAUAUUGAUAAAUAUCGACUGUAUAAAAUUAUUAUCACAAUAUUCAAUGGCGUUAAAAUAGUACGUGAUGAAAACAGAACUGAAAAUAAAGAUUUAAAAAAAAUAUUAUCGUGCUUAAUAUAGCAAUAAAGUAAAUAAAUGAAUUCAUGAAACAUUUUCAUUUGAACAAGAAAUUAUAGAAGUAAAAAUAUAAUUCAUUGCUAUUCUAAAUUGAGAAAUAGAAUUUUAUUUAUAACUUCAUCUUAGACUGUUAUUGGCAGAAAAUAAGAUCAAACAACUUCUAAAAUUAAUGCAAAGAUUGCAAAAGGACUUUCAAAUUUAGUUUUCUCGAUGAACUAAAAAGCUAGUGGAAAUUACGAAACUACGAGUAAAUAUACGGAUUUUAUAAUACUUUAUCCAUCUGCUAUACUCUAUCUUGAUAUUUUUAUCUAAUUCAUUAUAAAUAUUUUAUCGCAAAAUUUUUAAAUUUAUAUGUACUUUCAGCAUUUGAUAGGCUAUAUACCUAGUAUUAUAUACAUAUGUUAGUAUUUUUCGAACGCACAUAGCAUCUACAUAUCCUGCUGUUAAGUUUUGCUAUCGUUAAAUUUCAUACAUGCACCUAAUACUGGUAUUUUAAUUACAAACUAGCGGAUCCAAUAAUUUCAUUACAAUAAUGAAAAAACCCAGUUUUCAUUACUAUUUAUUACUUCUGUUUCGUAUUACAGAAAGACUGAAUUUGUAAUUUAAUUUAUUUAUUUAUUUAGUGGAUGUAUUCUAGUCAUUAUACUAGUGUUAUGCAUUUUGUACCAUAGUCGUAAUAAAUUUAAGUUAAAUAAUGAUUAGCGUAAAUAACGAUUAAGUUGGUUAACGAUGUAAAGUUGUACAAAUAAUUUAAUAAACAACGAUCACUAUUCAGUAAUCAAUAGGAAUGUAAAAACACAUUUUAUACGAAAUUUUACUAUUCAAUAUUUAUCACAGUCUGUUGUAUAAAUAAAUAUCUAGUCUAAUGCAGCAAUAAGCGAGUUCCCUGGGAAUGAGAA